GGAAAACAACUCAUCAGUUCCGGCUGAAUAGUUCAGAGGUAGAAUUCUUGCUUUGGGUCUAAUAGCUUGAAUGUAAGAGGUCCUGGGUUCAAUUCCCAGUUCAGCCCUUCUUUUUGUCUUUUUGCAUAUCGCGCUGUCCUUUCUUUAUGGUCGCGGUGAUAUCUUUUUUGCUUCUGUCGACCAUUUUUUGGUCUUUUGGACAGUUCGUUUGAGCUGCGGCAGAGUCCAGGCUAAACUGUGCGUCACGUGAAUUCCAUGGGCCCCACUAUAUCAUUGACUGCUUAUGAACGCCAGAAGUUCGCGCUUGUUAGGCUCCCAUCUGACUAACAUCGUACAAGAUAUUUACAAUACUGAAUGACCAAGGGUCGUGCACAUGUGACAUUCUUCACACAUCGUGCAUGGAAUAGAAACAACAGUCUCGUGUCUUUCGGUUUGGGUUGAGGAGUGUAGGCCCGGUCGUGGCGACCCAGAUGUACAAGUCAACAUAAGCCAUGAUUGACGCGAGGAACCACAGGGGGUUACAAAUCAAAUGCCGCCGAAAAAGAGUCUGCUAGCACGCAGCGCAACCCGACCUACGCGUCGUUCGGCGCGUCGGCGGGAACGUCUUGACGAUGGCAUUCCAAGCGUGUAUGAUGAGAUGCUGGCGGAAGUGGUCGCGGAGGAACAAGACCCGUCUUCGAACUUGAGGUCCCCCAAGCGACGAAAGGUCAGCGAGGAGCCUUCCUCCAAAAUCGAACUAGACUUUGAUCUCUUCGGGACUUCCGAGGUUGCAACAGAAGAGGAGCAGCCAGAUAAAGCCUCUUUAGAGGACACUGCGCCGAAACUGCCACAGAUAGUCUUUGACGAUUUCGAAGGAUCGGACGACUCCGAUGUCGAAUUUGAAGAUGUGAACCUGGACGAAGCAGCGGAAGGAGAAGAAGCAGAUGAUGACCACGCAGGUGCAAGUGCGGAGCAGAAGUCGCUUGAGCUGGACCUCUCCAAAACAACUCCCGAGCCUUCAAGGCGUGCAGGUUCGCGUCGCAAGCCAGUAGGACCUGCUGAGCGAAAGAUCCGCCUGGAAGUGCACAAGGCGCAUCUGGUCUGUCUUCUGGCGCAUCUGAGCGCUCGCAAUCGCUGGUGUGAGAGUGAUGAAAUCCAGGCCAUAUUGAAGCCGCUGGUAUCUCGCAAGGUGAUAUCCUUACUUCACGUGGACGAGUCGAAGCCCCAGUAUCAAAGAUCAUAUUCUUUCAUGAAAGGGAUUGAAGAGAUCUGUGCUAUUUGGAGACAAUUAUGGACCAUCACGGCUCGGGGUAUGCAGCGAGCUCACUGGAAAGAAGAUGCAGAUGCUGUUACGGCGAGCGACGACGCCGAAGAUCUCAUUGACUUUGAGGAUUUCAAGGUGGCUGCCAGAUCUCGGUCCGGAUCAAGAGAUCUGGGUGCUCAGCUAUUCUGUGCUCUCCUUCGAUCUGUCGCUGUAGACACGAGACUUGUGUGUUCUCUCCAGGUCCUACCGUUUUCAGGCGUGGCCAAAGGUCAGACACCCGAAAAGCCAAAGCCGCAAUAUUACCAUGCUCCGCCUCAAAAUUAUACACAAAACGCGACGAUCACCCGUCCCGAGCGCAAGACGCCAAAGAAGAAGCGGAUCGUCGAAUCGCCCUACCCGAUUUUCUGGGUCGAGGUAUAUUCUCCGUCCACAGCGACUUGGAUACCCUUGGAUCCAAUAGUCCGCAACACCAUCAACAAACCAAAAACGGGGUUCGAGCCACCUGCAUCGGAUCGACUAAACAGUAUGUCGUACGUGAUUGCUUUUGAAGACGACGGUUCCGCCAGAGAUGUCACACGACGCUAUGUUCAAUGGUAUAAUGCAAAGACGCGCAAACAGCGUGUUGAAAGCACCAAAGGCGGCGAACAGUGGUGGGCUCGAGUCAUGGACCAUUUGCGGAAACCGUUUGCGGAAUCGAGAGACGAAAUCGAAGACGCAAGUCUCCUCCAGCGCGCCGAGAGCGAGCCUAUGCCCAGGAACGUGCAGGAUUUUAAGGGACAUCCUGUAUAUGUUCUAGAGCGGCACUUGAGGAUGAACGAGGUCAUCCAUCCAAAACAUGAAGUGGGCAAGGUGAGCACGGGAUCGGGGAAAAACGCAAAGCUGGAAAGUGUCUAUCGAAGACGUGAUGUCCAUGUUUGUCGAACCGCAGAUGCAUGGUACCGACGCGGCCGAGAUGUUGUUGUGGGCGAACAGCCUCUGAAACGAGUCAUGCCGAAGAGGGGGCGGCUAACAGGAGAGAUGGACGACGAUAACGAUGAAGAAGCUACCGAAGGAAUGGCUCUCUAUGCUGAGUACCAGACACGUCUGUACGAACCACCGCCCGUGGUUGAUGGCAAAAUCCCCAAGAACGCUUAUGGCAAUUUGGACGUGUAUGUGCCGUCGAUGAUCCCUGCCGGGGCUGUCCAUGUUCGACAUCCUCUUGCCGCCGAGGCUGCUCGUGUUCUGGGGAUCGACUAUGCCGAUGCAGUGACUGGGUUUGUGUUCAAGGGUCGUCAGGGCACUGCAGUGGUGGACGGCGUGGUUGUGCCUAUGACGAUGUGUAAUGCGAUGAUCAAUGUCAUUGAGGGACUGGAAUCCCAGGCUACAGAAGAAUCCGAACAGGCACGAAGCAAGGUCAUUCAAGGACUCUGGAAGAGGUGGCUUACUGCCUUGAGGGUGCGUGAGCGGGUGCAUCGGGAGUACGGUGACAGCAGAGAAGAUGAAGAAGGCGGCUCUAGGGUGGUUCAGAACGACGACGACGACGACGACGACGACUCGACUUAUGAAGAUGACGGAUUUGAAGAACCCGGUGGUGGGUUCAUGCUGGAACAAGAGGAAACUCCGCAAGGCCAUGUCAAUCAGACGACAGAUUGGGACGAUGCACUGCCGAAGUUGAACCUGAAGCCUACAGAUCAGCUACUACCGCCGGAAGUGGUGCGUCAACCCGUUGUCAUUGUCAGGUCUCCACAUAAGCUGCCCGCGCCAGCGAAUCCGGACCACGUCGAACGAGGACGUACCGAAGCAGCGGACGGAGACCAGGGAGGUGGAUUCAUCCACGAAGAAAGCGAGCACGAAACAGUCAACCAGGAAGGAGGUUUUAUCCACGAAGACGAUGAUGCCGAGAUGGCAAAUCAAGGCGGAGGCUUCAUCCAAGAAGACAACGACGACGCUGGCGGCGGUGGCGGGUUCUUUCCCGAGGACGAAAUGGAAGUCGACGACAAUGUGAGCGCCGGCGUCAAUGUUGAAUCCAGAACCCAGCCACAACAGGCACAAUCUGAUCACGACAACCAGUCCAACCAAGGCCAGGACAAUGGUGAUGCACAUGAGUCUCCGGAUAAAGACAUGGCAUCUGUAUCUGCAUCUGCAGACCAGCCUGUAAGUCGGCACCAGCAACAUACAUCAGCAGACGAUGCAUCACCAGGAGAAAGUCCGGCAGGAAGCCCAGCCGCGAAGUCAACACCAAGCCUACGCUCUGAAACAUCUUUACUUUCCCACGAUCCAGACGAAGAAGACGCCGAGCCAGAAUGGUUACUUAAUAGUCUUGGUGAGAUGGAAUAAUAGUUGAAUCCUCGUAUCCCAGUAUAUACAUACCAAUUCGCAAAGCCCGUAAACGUACCGCUGCACUCUGUACUCUGCCAGUUUGUCUGUCAUUGUCAUUGCAUUUGCAUUUGCACACCAGUACAAGAGAAACUAGAACCAUAACUAAAUCAGGACUAGAACUACAGUAUGAGCAAGCACCUUAUCUCAUCCAAUGUGGUUUCAGUACAAUUGAUUGUUGUUGUUGCUUGAAGAUCCCCAGAGCGAGUGGUUGGUGACCUGAAAAAGUUGGUGGAUUGAUUAUUUUAAUUAAUUGUACAUAGACACCCCAACCACAACGUACAACCACCACAAAUCAUCACACCACAAGUAAACAGUACCUACUGUCUAUCGUCUCCGACUACAGAACACAAGCACCUUCUUUGGCUCUGACAGAUGAGUUUCUGACAAACAUAGCACAUCGUUUCGAUUCAAGUACUUGGCCGAACCUAUCUACGAAAGAAGAACAAGAAAAAAAAACAUCACAAGAGAUGAAAGACGGCUGAACCAGGUCAUGCCCGAAAUGACAUUCAUGCUAAUGUACUAAGAACAGUACAGUACGCUACUACGCUAUGACAUAAGCUGCAAGGAAGUGAAAGGCCAAAAAAUACAACUCGGUUGCCAAACGGGCAAUGAACGCUAUCCAUAACCAGAGGAAAAGGAGAACCAAAAGAGACCAGAACCAAGGAGGCCCAGACAGGGGAACCCAAAUCAACAACUCAACAUACGUCGGCAAACCAAGACCACCACUACUGCGCAAGACCCAGCAGUCCAGGUUCAGCCAAGAAGAAAAGAAAGAUACUUUCCAACAGAGACAGCAGGGUCGCGUCUUGCAACAGCAACCGGUGCACGGUCGCCAACGAAAGCAGAGUUGCCGAUAGUCAACAGUCCAUAGCAACAACAAUAGCUCAACAGGAUCAACCAUCGUUGUCGUUCUCUUCUUCAACUUUGAUCGUACUCUGUUUCGUCGACCCAUCAUCAACGCGGCUCAACAUGGCCGCCAUGCGCUGAUGCUCUUCGAGAAAGUCCUCGCUAAGAUCGUCCAGUUGUUUGAUCUGCUCUUGGAUGCCGGCCAGUUGGCCCACGACAUUGCGUUUAUUAUUACUCGAGUUCGAGUUCGAGUUCGUGUUGGUGUUUGGCGAUGGAUUUUCCGUUGCGGUCGUAUCGACAUCUUCAUGAGAAACAGAAGCAUCACCGGCCACCUCUGCAUCAGCCGAAGCACUGUCCUUGGCUUUCUCCGGUUCCGGCUCAGCAGUGGCCCAUUUGCUAGCUUCAAGACCCAACUUUUGACCUCCUAUGCCAGGUGACAACGGAUUGAUCGAUUUCCGCUUGGGACUCCGGCUCUUUCGUCGUGAGCAUGUGCCUGAGCCUGAGCCUUUCGGACUCGGCAGGGCAAUCGCCUCGGCAUGCUUUUGGUUCUGUCUCAGUUGCUCUGCUUCUUGCCGAGCCUCGUCUGCCAGACUUCGUUGCGUCUCCACCUCAAGCAUAGCACCGUCCAGUUCGGAUUGCAGCGAAGAAAUAGUCUUCUUCGCAUCCUCGAGGCUGGCAGUGAUGGACUCGAACCUUGAGCUAUCAGACACUUGACUAUUCUCGGCCG
Messenger RNA from Exophiala dermatitidis NIH/UT8656, 5174 nucleotides. RefSeq names its product xeroderma pigmentosum group C-complementing protein. Lineage: Eukaryota; Fungi; Ascomycota; Eurotiomycetes; Chaetothyriales; Herpotrichiellaceae. The coding region runs from base 530 to 3559 and encodes 1009 amino acids. The transcript is spliced from 3 exons. Gene Ontology annotation, cellular component: XPC complex; cytoplasm; nucleotide-excision repair factor 2 complex. Gene Ontology annotation, biological process: mismatch repair; nucleotide-excision repair. The record is from RefSeq and is a predicted model, not a curated record. Gene Ontology annotation, molecular function: damaged DNA binding; single-stranded DNA binding.